Molecule: messenger RNA, 6253 nt
Organism: Oryzias latipes (Japanese medaka)
Lineage: Eukaryota; Metazoa; Chordata; Actinopteri; Beloniformes; Adrianichthyidae
Product: AP2-associated protein kinase 1
Biological process (GO): protein phosphorylation
Molecular function (GO): protein kinase activity; ATP binding
Source: RefSeq, a predicted model, not a curated record
CCCACAAUUCCCUCGUCACGUCCACAGCAACAGCUAGGAUGUUGCGAUAUCGCUGGCAGCCAAAAUUUGCUGUGGUUGCAGAGAUUACACCGCUGGGUUGAGAUCUAAGUGUGAUGUUUUGCUUCAUGCCACAUUCCUCGGUGACAUCUUUGCAGUCGCAGUCGUAGCCGCGAGCUUUAGUUUCCUGUUGACUCGACGCCUGCUUAGCUCGCAAAAAAAGCGUUAGCCCACUAAAAUCAGUUAUGGAAUAAAUAGCCACACGGUCAGCUAGCUAUGAGGAGGCAAACGGUCGCUUUAUUUUCCUGAGGAUGGGAAAACCUUCUCCGACAGCGCUAUCGCAGCAGUUAAUCGUCGGGAAGAUAACACUUGGAGACAUCAUCAUCUUCUUGGAGGAUAACCUGGAUAACCUUACGCGAAAUGUCAUAGCACGUAAGUAGCUAGCAUUUAGCUAGCUUGCUGAUGGAGAUGGAGCCAGUGUUUUCAUCAGCGACCGACCAUGAACAGCUGGAUGGCUAGCAAAGGAAAUACUUUCUCGGGAGAAGCUUUACCCUCCCGGGCGGUUUAUAUUCACUUACAUAACGGUCAAGCGCUCUACUAGUUCUCACCACCUGGCUUGCUUGGCAAGCAAAUGGAACAUUUAAAGUCUUUCUUUACCAUCCUAAGAAACCAAGAUCCAUAUAAGUCCUGCAACACCCAAUAGACUUUAGAGGUUCUGUCGUCUGAGUUGCAUCAAACAUCCCGGCUUGCAAGCCUCCACACAGCGGUUCACUGUUGUGAGAGCCUCGAAGCAAAGACUCCUCUUUUUUUUUAAUUAUUAUUAUUAUUGUGGCUUCGACGACAUGAGGAAAUUCUUUGAUUCUCGUCGGGAAUUGGUGAGCUCGGGGCCCGGUUCUGGAGGAGGGGGCAGCAGCUCUGGAUCCAGCCAUGCUGGCGGGAAUUUCAUUGGACGAGGCUUUACUGUCGGGCGGCACCAAGUCACUGUUGAGGAGAUCAUUGCUGAAGGUGGUUUUGCAAUUGUGUUCCUUGUGAAAACCAAUCAAGGGGUGCGUUGUGCUCUGAAGAGGAUGUAUGUCAACAAUGAACACGAUCUGCAGGUCUGCAAAUGUGAGAUCCAAAUCAUGAAAGACCUUGUCGGUCACAAGAAUAUUGUAGGUUAUCUGGACUCCAGCAUCACAGCCAUGGGAUCUAGGGAUGUAUGGGAAGUCCUCAUCCUGAUGGAUUACUGCAAGGGAGGGCAGGUGGUGAACUUGAUGAAUCAGAAACUGCAGACUGGUUUCACAGAGUCCGAGGUGCUGCAGAUCUUCUGCGACACCUGUGACGCCGUUUCCCGCUUGCACCAGCGCAAGGUUCCCAUCGUCCACAGAGACCUUAAGGUGGAGAAUAUCCUCCUGCACGACAAGGGUCAUUAUGUGCUGUGCGACUUUGGCAGCGCCACAAACAAGUUCCAGAACCCACAGACGGAGGGAGUGGCUGCUGUGGAGGAAGAGAUCAAAAAGUACACCACUUUAUCAUAUCGCGCCCCAGAAAUGGUGAAUCUCUACAACAACAAGAUCAUCACCACAAAGGCUGAUAUCUGGGCUCUGGGCUGUUUGCUGUACAAGUUGUGUUUCUUCACUCUCCCCUUUGGUGAAAGCCAGGUGGCCAUCUGUGAUGGCAGUUUCACCAUUCCAGAUAACUCCCGUUACUCUUAUGAUCUCCACUGCCUCAUUCGGUACAUGCUGGAGCCAGACCCAGACCAAAGGCCAGAUAUCUACCAGGUGUCCUACUUUGCUUUCAGACUGGCUCAGCGCACUUGUCCGGUUCAGAAUGUGAAGAACUCUCAGAUUCCUUCCAAACUUCCGGAGCCAGUCAAAGCGAGUGAAGCUGCUGCGGCAAAGAAGAGCCAGACGAAGCCCAGAUUGACAGAUCCGAUUCCCACCACCGAAACCUCCAUCACCCCUCGCCAAAGGCCCAAAGCGGUGCACGCCCAGCCCGCUGCUGGCAUUCUACCCAUCCAGCCCGCUGCUCUCACCCCUCGCAAGCGCGCUAACAUCCCCGGUGGUGCGGCUUCUGGAGUCAGCCUGGAUCUCUCCCAGCCAGCUGCAGCCCUCCAGUCUCAGAAGGCGCAGACAUCAGCUCAACCCACCGCCCAGGCACAAAACAAUGCAAGUCAGGCUGCAGCUUUGCAGAAGCAGCCGGCUGGAGCAACAGCACCAUCAGUAACGGCCAAAGCCGAGGCCCCACCACAGACGCAGCCUGCAGCCCAGCAGCAGACUGCACCCGUCUCAGUGGUCAGCUCCACUUCCCAGCAGGCAGCACAGCCUCCGUCCAGUCCGGCUCCGCCUCAGCGUCCGGCUCGCCGCAAGCAAGCCCAGCCACUGGAUUCGCAGCCUUCCCCCAGCAAACCCGAGUCUGAUCAGUCAGCAGCAACUCAGCAGCAGCAGAUUAUUCAGCCAUCAGCUGCUCAGGCUCAGCCCGCCUCCAGUGAGAUCAGCCAAAAAUCAGCUGAAACAAUUUCAUCCACUACUCCAAAGACAACUGAAGAACACCAGGGUGAAGCUCCUGCUACCACUGUAGCAGCAGUUCCAGUCAGCGACGCCUCACAGCAGCUACAAUCAGCUAACGGAGACGCCGCUCUCAUCCAAACCUUUAAACCUCAGCAAAGCACGGUGAAGCCGUUUCAGUCGAGUGACGUAGCGCAAGAGCAGAGCGCCGCAGCGACCGCUGCCUCCGACCCUCCGACUCAGCCCGCAUGGAACCCAUUUGACGAUGACAACUUUUCCAACCUCUCUACUGAAAAACUCAAGACGGACAACAAAGAUUCUUCUGACGUGCCAUCAAAUGAGGGGAAAUCUUCUGAAGAUCUGAUUCCAGGUCUACAGACCCCAAUCUUGGAAAGUCCUCAAGAAACUGUUGAGAGUCCCCCUGUUCCGGAUUCAGAGGCCACGUUGUUGGUCGUCCCCGAUGCUUUCCACACCCUCAACCUGUCAGAUGCUCCAGAGAAGCUGAUUGAAGGCCUGAAGUCACCUGACACAUCUUCACUCAUGCUUCCUGACCUGCUGUCGCUCUCUGAUCCUUUUGGAGGAUCUGUGGAAGACUCUGCAAAAGACCCUCUGACUGCUGACGACUCUCUUCUUGGCUGCUCCCUGAUCUCGGGUCUGCCCGCCUCAGCUGCAGCAGGAAGCGCUCCUUCCACUCUGUCCUCCAUUCCCACCUCUGCAGCUUCUGCUCUGGACGAUUUCAGCUUGCUGUCUCUAGAGUCGGCAUCAAAAGCAGACUCAUCUCUUCUGAUCUUGGACUUUGAAUCUCAGCAGACCAGCGCAGAAGCCCCAACAGAGGAUGAGUUUGAUCCUAUUCCCGUCACAGGCCGUAAGAAUUCUCAAGUUUCAGGAGGCCACUCGCGCAGUAACAGUGGUGGCUCUGAAUCCAGUCUGCCCAGCUUGGCCCGCUCCCUGCUGCUGGUGGACCAGCUCAUCGACUUGUAGGCCUCCCCCACCCCCCCACCUCCCCGGUCCCCCUAUAGUGGCUGUAACACUGGAUAAUAGUCUGGCAUAGCAUAGCAACAAUCAACUCUGUCAUCAUUGCUAGUCGACCCCCCCCUCUCUGCUGUCAUCUCCAUUACGAUUCCAACCGUAGAACGCCCUUCACCUUUCAGCGCUUCUCCAUCCCUGCUCUCCACAUCAUCAGCGGCGUUUAUCUGCCUUCUCCCCGCCUCUCAUUUCCCAUCUUCAUGCUCACGUUCUCUCUCUGUUGUAGCCCUUCAUCACGUGUUGCUCAUUAGCAAGGAUUUGACAGACAACCAUUUAAGAAUUGAAUCUUCCUUCAGGAAAUGAUCUCCGUAGUUCAUUCCAACCAAUCUGUAUAAUGUCUUAUAGUAAACAUUAGAAAAUCAUUAUAGUAAUGUAAAAUAGGCAUAGUUGUAAGUGGUCGUAGUUCUUGUGCACAAGUGAACUUGUCACCGUCUGGCUUUUUACCCUCUCCCUGGAUUUAUCUUGCACAUUUUUAUAAAGGAAAAAAAAAACAUUCAAUCGGAUGAGAUUAAGAGCAGAACUCUGAUUUUGUUGAUUUGCACAGAUGCAUUUUGCUACCUAUCUCAUAGCUGUACAAUGGGGGCAUCCUUCUUCCGCUCAAGCUGCAAUUGAAUUGAUUCAAAAAAACAUCAAGCUCUGUCAACAGUUCUGAAACAGAAAAGCUACGAAAGAGCGACGCUUUAGUGCCAUAGUGUGAUCAGAACAGGUGUAUUUUAGAAAACUCCAGAAAUGCAGCACUUGAGUUCCUCCGCACAUGUAGCUCUUCUGAGCUUUUAUUCAUUUAUUUUCAUCACCUUUACCUACAGCUAACAGGUUUGUUAAAAUAAAACGCGAACAGCAGCUUGUUUCCGUGCCCAAAUGCAUGAAGCCGGGGUCCCAGUCUGAGGAUUAAGCUGCAAUAGGAAACACUAGCAAACAAUAGCAGUAAUAUUUAGGCUCAUAAUUUCUAGAAAAAUCAUCUUGCCAAUCACUUUUACUCAUUUGCACGCAUUAACAGUCAUUCCAUGUUGUGCACGCUCUCCCCUACAAAACAUUCCUCUCAUUUCUUUACUCCUAAUUGAUGUAAAUAGACUUUUGACUCCUGCAGAUUCUUAUCCAGACCAUAAAAAUGAUAUCGUCAUAAAGCUUUACUUGUGGACGCCAUAUUGCUUUUUUGUGAAUCGUGUCAUAUAUAUGUAUAUAAAAGAUAUUUAUGGCAUUGUUUUCCUUAAUACAUGUUAAUAUAGAUAGUGUGUGAGAAAAUGAAUGUAAGAAAUAAAUAUUAGUCUAUGAUAAAAUCUAUCUAUGAUUCUAAACACCAUAAUCAUUCUAGAAUAUUGGAGAAUAUAUGAAUAUUUCAUUCCUCCUUGUGGAAUUUCUUUUUUUCUGAGUUCCAUUGAAAUGUCAGAGAAUGAAAAAAAAAAGUAAUGUCUUAGUCUUUAACUGUUGCAAAGGAUUAGGCCAAAUCCCUUAUUCUAUGUCUGUGGGGGGGAAAAAUGAGCCUGUGUUACUUUUGUUUACAUGGACUGAUGACGGAUUAUAUUUAUAUUCAGAAAAGUCUUCUUUAAGAGAGGAGUUAGGCUUAGGAAUUCUUUUGAAAUUGUGCUUUUGAAGCUCUCCUUUUGGUCAUGUUUUUGUGCUCACAGCAUUCAUAUCCAAAAGCAUGGCAGUGUUGUUGAAUGUUGCGUUUACGUGUGCCGGUAAAACGAUGUUCAGAGUGUGCGUGCCCGUGAGCGUGCUUCGAGUUUGAAUUGUGGGGUUGUGUUUUCCAGUAGCAUACUCGUGUUUGUCGUUUGGCCGCAAAAUGCGACGACGUGAAAUAGAGUUGUCUGUAAAAAUCUCCUCUAAAAGCACAGACCUCUCCUCCCUUCUUCCUAAAUUCUCUCAGGUUGGUCUCUGAGAGGUUGACACAGACUUUCUGCUCGCUGGCUCUCCAUCCUUUAGAGAUCAUGCGUUUUCUUGUCGCAGACUUUCAUGCGUGGGGGGCGUUAGCUGCUGAGGGUCAGGAAAGGGAUCGACUCCAUUCAGAUGUUAGAUGUUUCUGUAGGGUCAAACAGAGGUAAACCUGCAUCUCGUGCAUGUUUUUAUCAUACUGUUGGUGUAAUCUUUUAUCUUUUAUUUCUACAAAAUCAAGUUUCAGAAACACAAAAAGUGUUCUUUCGAUCAACAAAACUCAUCAGGAUUCAUCAUUUUGAUGCUAAAAACAUUGAAAGUGAACAGUAUUGUGUCUAAGUGUAGAAGUUAAUUAAAUAAAUCAUGUUAAGAGUAUAGGAUCAAGGAAGUGGACUGCACCAAUUUUUUUGAAUCACUUCCAUAAUUUGAGAUUUGCUGUCUUAAUUUCAAACUUUACUGCCUUUUUUUUAGCAUUUAGCAAAAUAAGCCAUUUUAUUCUACAACUGCAUGUUCGCUCGCAGAUUAUCGAGCUUCAUUUGCUUCUGAUCCUUCCUCCGACCCCCCCCACAAUCACUCACAGUCACUGUUUGAACCUAUGCAACGCCAGAGCUUUCUCCCCGUAACCGCAGUUGUAGUCAGUAAAGCCGAGCCAGAGCUGAUGUGAAAAACUGGUAGCCCCUCAUUUAGCUUUUUGUUUUCUGUCAAAAGAGAAAACUGUCAGUUAUCUAAUCUUAAGGAGUGUUUUCAGACGCCCUCUGUCCUUAUGGCCCAACCCUGCGUCAGAAAUGUGAUAUUGUGUGCUCCUUCUAUUUUUGUGAGAUGACUUAAGAGUAAUAAAGGGAUGGCAAAUAAAGUACAAAUGUGAAUGUUUA